Messenger RNA from Oreochromis niloticus (Nile tilapia), 2633 nucleotides. RefSeq names its product monoacylglycerol lipase ABHD2-B. Lineage: Eukaryota; Metazoa; Chordata; Actinopteri; Cichliformes; Cichlidae. Gene Ontology annotation, molecular function: acetylesterase activity; monoacylglycerol lipase activity. Gene Ontology annotation, biological process: medium-chain fatty acid biosynthetic process; sperm capacitation; medium-chain fatty acid catabolic process. Gene Ontology annotation, cellular component: sperm plasma membrane; sperm flagellum. The transcript has 11 exons. The record is from RefSeq and is a predicted model, not a curated record. Bases 167 to 1483 code for a protein of 438 amino acids.
UAUUUGGGAUUGCAAAGAUUCGGAGCUUUUUCAGGUGGCAUGAAGGCAUCCUGAGCGAGCCGCUGGUCAGUCAGUUUCUCCGCUGUAAACAGGCGGCGUUAGAGCGUCAAACUUCGGGUGGGUCCGGGAAAAACCCAGUGAAACUUCAGAAAGUGUAAUGCUCUGAAUGAAAUACUUUCUUCUGGCAGCAAGCAGAUCAACUCACACAUAUAAAAUGACCACCACGGAGGGCGGUUACAUACACACCUUUGGCCCAGAGCUGCCUGCCAUGUUUGAUGGUGUGAAGCUGGCGGCGGUGGCAACCAUCCUCUAUAUCAUUGUCCGCUGUCUGAACCUCAAGAGUCCCACUGCACCACCGGAGAUCAUUUACCAGGACACCCUGCUCAGUCACUACCUGCUCAAGACCUGCCCAAUGCUGACCAAAGAAUACAUUCCUCCCUUGCUGUGGGGGAAGAGCGGUCACAUCCAGACGGUGCUCUACGGGAAGAUGGGACGUGUCAACACUCCAACGCCCUGUGGGGUUCGCAUGUUCCUCCCAAUGCAGGAUGGUGCUACGGCUACCUUUGACCUCUUUGAAACUAUUGGAUCCCACACCACUGGAGAUGACAUUACCAUGGUAAUCUGUCCUGGGAUUGGUAACCACAGUGAGAAGAACUACAUCCGGACCUUUGUGGAUUACUCCCAGCGGCAGGGUUACCGCUGUGCCGUCCUCAACCACCUGGGAGCCCUGCCUAAUGUUGAGCUCACCUCGCCACGCAUGUUUACAUACGGUUGUACCUGGGAGUUUGGAGCUAUGGUGGGCUACAUAAAACGCACUUAUCCCCAGACUCUGCUGGUGGUCGUGGGGUUCAGUCUGGGAGGAAACAUCGUCUGUAAGUUCCUGGGUGAAAACCAGUCAAACCAGGACAGAGUGCUAUGCUGUGUCAGCGUCUGCCAGGGUUACAGCGCCCUCAGGGCUCAGGAAACUUUCCUUCAGUGGGACCAGUGCCGGAGGCUCUACAACUUUAUGUUGGCGGAGAAUAUGAAGAAGAUUAUUCUGUCGCACAGGGACAGUUUGCUGGCCAUGCAGUGCAGCAACAUUGGCGAUGGAGAGCUGAACAGACUGUAUGCAGCCACAUCUCUGAUGCAGAUUGAUGACAGCAUUAUGAGAAAAUUCCACGGUUAUGACUCACUGAGAGAGUACUAUGAGAAGGAGAGCUGUGUGCACUACAUCCACAAAAUCACUGUCCCACUCCUCCUGCUAAACUCCUUGGAUGACCCACUGGUUCAUCCAUCGUUACUGGCUGUUGCACGCACUCUUGCAGAGAAGAUGCCCAAUGUGAUAUUUGCCCUGACUCAACAUGGGGGCCACAUGGGUUUUUUCGAGGGAGCUGUGCUGUUCCCUCAGCCCCUCACCUGGAUGGACAAGGUCAUAGUGGAGUACACCAACGCCGUCUGCCGCUGGGAGAAGAAGCAGUCGAUCUGUCAGAGUAGCAGCGAGUAGGACAUGAACGUUUUGUAUGGGAAGCACGCAAUACCACUCUGCGAGUUGCACGUACAUACAAGUCCAGAGACAAACGCACAAAGACUGACAGCUUGCUGUACCUGCUCAGCUUCAGCACUUUUGGCCUUACAGCUACAUGAUUCUGGAACUUGUAGAUGAUUAGAGAAGGCAGCCUGAGUGGAAGUGGUUAAACCAGAUUAGAAGUAAAACCUACAGAGGUGAUCGCACAGGUGAGUGUAAUGUGAUCCCAACUAGAAGUGUUCCUUCCGCUUUUGUUCUUUUUAUCUUUCAGGUUAACAACAGUUUGCCCUCUGCUGGUUUUUGGCAGGUACUUCUUUAUUCUCUAAAGCAGGGUGUGUAAUUUGAAUUCUGCCAUAAGAAGGAAAAAAAGGUGGACUUUUUUUCAAGUUUUUCCAGAUGCUUAUUGAUCAGUGAUACAGGCCAGUGAACACUCAAGUAUUUAAUGUCUUGUUUACACAUACCUAAGAAAUAGAAUUUCAGAUAUAUCCACUAACCUGCAACAAAUAAUAUUUUAAUGAUGUUUUGGUUCUGUUCUGUUCUGAAGUUCUUUAAUUUAAAUAAGUGCAUUUUCACUAAGAGGAUGUUGCUGUUUAUUGAAGAAAAACAUCUGAUAGGAAUGUGAUUUAAUCUCUCAAAUCAGGUAAUGUUUUACAGAUAUUUUUUUGGUAGGUUUUCAUGCUCAAUUUUCUCCAGUGGACUAUCAGUCUGCAUUUAGGGUAGACAAAAACAGGCCCCACUGAACAUUUCUGGUUUGUUGAAACAUGUACUUGUAGUUCCAACCAUUCCACGAAUCAAUCAAUUUACUGUAAAGCCUCCUGGUGUAGAACUCUGGUUACCCAAUGCUUAUAAAUAACUAAUAAUUCCCAGUGUAGAAAUAAUUUAACUAGAAGUGACAGGUGUGGUGGUAUAAACAGCUGUUUACGGUAUGCUUCGAAGGUGAUAACAUUUUGAAUGCGUCUCUUCUUGGUCCCGAUUAUGUUCCAAAUACCAGGUGUGGCUUCAGUUUAAACACUGUAGUGGUUUAAUAUUAAACUUUAGCAUCAGUUACUUUUGGGGGGAGGAUGUUGUUGUUGUUGUUCAUUCAGCUGUUCAUUGCUGCCUACUGGAUGGUGGUGUUUGCAACAUAAAA